Sceloporus undulatus (fence lizard) is the source of this 3495-nucleotide messenger RNA. RefSeq names its product vezatin, adherens junctions transmembrane protein (gene VEZT). The transcript has 13 exons. The record is from RefSeq and is a predicted model, not a curated record. Gene Ontology annotation, cellular component: plasma membrane. Gene Ontology annotation, biological process: cell-cell adhesion. NCBI's taxonomy places the organism in Eukaryota, Metazoa, Chordata, Lepidosauria, Squamata, Phrynosomatidae. Gene Ontology annotation, molecular function: myosin binding. Bases 421 to 2700 code for a protein of 759 amino acids.
CCCGGCUUGUAGGCCUCCCGGGCGGAGAUUAUGCCUCCGAGGCCUGUGGGACUCGAUUUCCCGUCGUGCCUCGGGAGAGGGGCACGGAUGGCGGAGAAGGAUGACACCGGAGUUUGACGACGAAGUGGUGUUUGAGGAAUCUCAGCCCUCCAACGCGACUCUGCCAGAAGUUGACCAUGGAGAACUUAGAUGUUCCUAGAGGAAACACUUCUCUAGAUAUUUGUAGGUCUUCCAACAUGAUCCUAUGAAUAAUGUCUGGCAGAUUUUGACCACAGAGUUGCACUGGAGGAUCCAAAGAUUCCUAGAGAGAAUUCACCACUCUAUCAGUACUUACAGGACUUGGGGCACACUGAUUUUGAAAAAUGCUCACCUUUGGUGCAAAACCCAGAAGAAUGUAUCCCAAAAGAGGGACAAAAAGACAUGGAUACAAGUCCCAUUCAGAAGGCAAGUUCUCACUUGAAAUACAUCCUGUCAAACCUAGCUGAGAGAUUUACCAGCUGGCUUUCUUUUUUACCACAUAAGAAAAAAGAUGAUAUACUCCACCAGUUGGAUGUUGGUUUUCGCUCAGAGACUCUCUGCACCAUCCUGCAACAGGAAGUUUUGCUGCAGGAAGAUGUUGAACUGAUUGAGCUGCUUGACCCCAACAUCCUGUCUGCAGGACAGCCGAGGCAACAGGAAUAUGGACAUCUUCCAAAUCUACGCUCCCUAGCAACUCCUAAUAUUUGGGAUAUUUCAUUAUUGUUUGCCUUCAUCAGCACCCUGAUUAUACUUCCUUCUUUCUGGAAUGGAUUCCUUGGACUGGUGUGGGGAAUAGGCUUUUUGGUUUACAUAGGCAUGAGAGGCUUGGACACAUUGAGAACAGCCAAGCUGCAAAUGUCUCUAAGAAAAUGCCAUCUCCAGCUAGAAGAUAUAGUAGCAAAUUGCCGAGCGUUCACUAACCUUGUGAGAAAAGCUCUGCGGCUCAUUCAAGAAACUGAAGUCAUUUCCAGAGGAUUUACUCUUUUGCUUGACAGGGUCAGUGCUGGUUGCCCAUUUAAUAAAGCUGGACAGCAUCCUUGUCAGCAUCUCAUUGGUCUUCGGAAAGCUGUAUACCGAUCAGUAAGAGCCAAUUUCAGAGCCUCAAGACUUGCCACCUUAUACAUGCUGAAAAAUUACCCAUUAAAUUCUGAGAGUGAUAAUGUGACAAACUACAUCUGUGUGGUGCCUUUUAAGGAAUUAGGCUUAGGACUAAGUGAAGAGCAGGUGUCAGAAGAAGAAGCACAUAAUUUCACAGAUGGCUUCAGUCUGCCUGCACUUAAGAUUUUAUUCCAGCUUUGGGUUGGGCAAAGUUCUGAAUUCUUCAGGCGACUAGUUCUUCUGCUUUCCCCCUCCAAUGCAUCUCUCAAGACCCUGAUUACGCCAGAACGUUUGCCUCUUUCUAUCUUUUCUGAUGUGACUCAAGGCCUCCCUCAUGCUCAUGCUGCCUGCUUAGAAGAACUUAAACGAAGCUAUGAGUUUUAUCGGUACUUUGAAACACAUCACCAAUCCAGCUUGGAACGGUCAGCCAAAACUCAGCAGAAACCAGGAGAGCUAAAUCUUCUCCAAACAGCAGUGCGCAGUUUGCAACUCCAUCUAAAGGCCUUACUGAAUGAAGUAAUAAUUCUUGAGGAUGAACUUGAAAAGUUUAUUAGUUCCAGGGAAAGUCAAGAAUUAACCACAGAGGCCUAUCAUGUUGUAGAAAAAAAACUGAAACUCAUUCAGCCUCAUAUGCAAGCUAGCAACAGCUGCUGGGAGGAGGCCAUUUCUCAGGUGGACAAAAUGGUUCGAAGAAAUCCAGAUAAAAAAGACAAAGCUGAACCAUCCUGUGAGAACAAGCACUGCACCAUGGUACCUUUAUUACAGCCAGCUGUACACAUAGAGGACAAAGAUCCAAUCCCUGAAGAACAGGAACUUGAAGCCUAUGUUGAUGAUACAGAUAUAGACAGCGAAUAUAAGAGGGAUGACUUUUAUUACUUUUCCCUGGAAGACAGAGAGAGACAAAAACGUGAAAGAGAAGAAUCAAAGAGAGUGCUGCAGGAACUAAAAUCUGUAUUAGGAUUUAAAGCUUCAGAGGCAGAAAGGCAAAAGUGGAAGCAACUUCUAUUUAGUGAUCAUGCUGCAGUAAAACCCUUGCCUGUUGAAAACCCAGAUGAGCCCACGAAUAUUUUGAUAACAUCUGUGAAUUCAGAGUCUGACAAGCAGCUUUAUAUCAGAAAUGAUAACUUGGAAGAAACUGACUGUAACCAAAAACUGGAAGCCACUGAUGAAGAGAAUGGUAGAAUGGAAUACCUAUCUGAUGGGUUUCGUGUGGGUAAAAAUGACAUUGCUGCAAAUGGUGACUCACCAGAAAUUGAAAAAAGAACAUGUUACCAAUGUAAUGGAGAAGGUGAAGAGUCUGAACUGACAGAUGUGGAUAGAGUAAACAUGUUGCAGCCACUUGAGAGAGAUGUGUCACAGUCCUCCAUCAAGCAAAGGCUGGCUGAGCUUCAUAUAUUAACAGAUUUCAAUUUUACAUCUGGUUUAGCAGCACAGGUUGCUGCAAAGUCACUUACAUUUACAACCAUGCAAGAGCAAACAUUUGGAGAUGAGGAGGAAGAGGAGGAGGAGGAAAUGCAGGAGAAGGAAGAUUUAUUUGAAAAACAUAAAGGAGAAGGAAACAGCUGUAAAAAUGAAAGAUUAUAGAGUUCAGCCAAACUCGGCCUUGCUUAUGUGAACACCACAGAAGGCAUGUGAGAUAACAAAAGCAACCCAUGCAGAAAUUCUGAAUUGAAAUACUGGAUGGCAGAUAGGAUAACAAGUCCUUUUAUCAUGAUAUCAAUUGGGUUUUACUAGGUUUUUUUUAAUGUGUGUGUGUGUGUGUGUAUACAUGCAAGUAUAAACUAAACUCAAGGUGUAUAGACUGGUUCUCACAGACACCAUGGAUGAAAUGUCUUUUAAUAUUUUACCUUUAUUUAUUUAUGUUAUAAGGAUUUUUUCUGUAAAAGAAAAUUUCUUAGUUGUCAUUUUCUAAAUGUUGGUUAUAAAUAGCAAGUUUCGUUAUAAAACUUGAAAUGAUUCAUGAAAAAGAACAGAAACACUCAUGAUGUUCUAUCUGAAAGCUUUAUUUCCUCUGUUGUAUCUGCUUUAUAUCACUUUACUUGUUGUUUUUUCUUGAUCUGUUGGUUCAUUGGGCUCAUAGCCUAAGAUGUAGACUCUUUUGUUGAUUAAAAAAAUGAAAGCCAUAGUUAGUGCAGCCAGUGAUUCUAAUGCAAACUAAUACUCCAGUUUGGAAAAGGGGCUAUAAAGCAAAACCAAUAUAUGUACAGUAUUUAUUUUGUUGCAUAUAAACAUCUGGACUAGAGAAAUAACUUACAUCAUUAUUAUAUUUACAGUAAAUGCUCUAUACUCUCAACUAUUACCAAGCUUGUUCUCAUGAUACCCACAGACCGUACUUUUGCCCUAGAAAAUUAAACAGGCUCAAAAAGGUCUUCCCUUCAA